Messenger RNA from Acanthoscelides obtectus, 450 nucleotides. The record is from the annotation of a GenBank genome assembly. NCBI's taxonomy places the organism in Eukaryota, Metazoa, Arthropoda, Insecta, Coleoptera, Chrysomelidae.
AUGAAGAAUAAAGUACCUGCUGUAGCAACUUCAUCUCAGUGGCAACAAUACUAUCAAAAAAAAGAAGAAAAGAAAAAACAAGAAGAACAACUGAAAAUAGAAAGAAAGAACAAACGUGACCAAAAGAAAGAAUUGGAAAACAAAAAGAAGAAAUUGAAAAUUACUGCUGCACAAAACGUUUCUAAAAGGAGAAUUUCUAAUCGCAGGGCGACAACUAAAUUAAAGAAUGUUACUAAAAAAUUAUUUUCUACAAAUGCAGGCAAUGGACCUGUAACUACUGAACCUUCAAUAUCAAAACCUUCAGAGGAAUCUUGGUAUUGCUUAUUGUGCGAGACUGACGAUCAGCUGGACAUGCGCCUUUGUUAUUCCUGUCUAAAAUACUACCAUGAGUUUUGUCUUGGUUUAACAGAAGCUGAUACAGAAGAAUUUCAAUGUCCUUUUUGUCAGUGA